AGCGAAGGCGCAGGCGCAGGCAGGAAUGCAUCGGAUGAGAAUCGGAGUGAACGCCUGCAAUCUGGUGAAACGGAACGGUUGGGGUUGAGUCGAGUCGAGGAGGAAGAGGAGGAGGAGGAGGAGAAGGAGCAGCAGACGGAGGAGGAGCAUGUCUGCGGCGCCUCACCGUGUGAAGCACUAGUGGUUGGAACGGGGUCAGGGCGGUGGUGUGGUGCCAUGAUGAUGAUGAUGAUGGUUUUAGUGGAGUAGGAGUUUCGACAUCGAUAUCGAUAUCGAUAUCAAUAUCGCCCUAGGUCUGCCCAGUCGUGUGCAGCGAGCGCUCGUGCGGGUUUGGUAUGUCGAGGCGGCAGAGAGGAUGGCGGAUUGAGAAAUGGAAAGUUGGUUUGUGUCUUGCACUCUGAGUUCCGGCGCUGCUCGAUGAACCAACCUUGAGGAGAAUCGACGAGGCAUUUGCAUCCUCGAGAGGCGCUUCUGAUCGGUAACUGGCGGCAUCCUCGUCCUGCGAGUGACCCUGUGGCUGGCACGUGGACGACCCCCCUCGGGUCCCUCGGCAUCCGACGCGCAAGCGCGGUCACAUUCUAUUUUCUCUCGGUGAUUUAAAGUAGGGCUAGCUGGCGAAUUUAAGCAAUCACAGACUUUCACACAGCGCCCCGAACUCCUAUCUGCGAGAUGCAGAGACAGAGGGAUGGGGUAGCAGGCUCUAUCCCAAUCCGGUAUUGCCUAUGCAAGUUCAUGGACCGAUGAUAACAGAUUCUUGCACUUCUGGCAGUCCGUCCGUGGACAAGGACAGGAGGUCGGAGGGGCACGGACGAAUUCCGGAGAUGAGAGCUGACCAUGGAGGAGCGGGGCUGUGCGGAAGGGGAUUCUCGGCCGCAGCCUCGCCGUUUCCGAACUCGAGGACCGAGCACAUACUCUCGCGGUACCGCCCCAUAGCUCCCAAGCCCACUGGCAAGACUGGUGAAUCCGCCGGUUCUGCUCCCAGUGAUCCUCAAUCUUCUUCCACCCUCUCAUUCGAAAGAACCAGUGCCAAAGCGAGCUCCAUAUCGUCCGACAGCUCCCGAGGAGGCAAGCGGACUCGCAAGAGAGCUCAACAAGAUGGCAGUGCGUUUCCUAGAGUAGCGAAGAAAUCGUCCGUGCCCAAUGGCCGACCAGACAAGGCGCGGACAGUGUCAUGCAAAAGCAUCCCUGUGGCCGGCGGUAUCGAGAAGGCGGUCGAGCAGUUUUCCCCGGACAACGGCGGGCAUGCAAGGCCCGGGGCUGCCAUUUGCGGAGUCUAUCCGAUCUUGAAGGAGCCGCCGGGUCUGCCCUUCAUGGAAGCAAUCCCGAGUGAUCCUCAAGCAUUGUUUGCUGUCCCGAGUCACUGUCGAUUUGAUCGUGACAAGUACGGCUCGUCGUUCGGAGCCAUUGGAAGGAAGAACCCUCGUGCCCAAGCGAUGGUGGAGAGCAGAGUAGGGCCACCCCGUGUGGACGUCGUUCCCAAGGCCGAGUUGUCGGCAGAGAGAUGUGUUCCGAGCGCCCCUCCGGCGGAAAGAGAGUCGGCGUUCAUGGAGCGCGCAGCGGCCAGCGCGCCGUCCGGAAGAAGAAUGAAUGGCUUUCUGAAAUCAGGUGGUUAUCCUGUCGACUACGCUCAUCAGGUCAGGGGCGGGUGCACUCCCUUCAAUCGAGGCUACGCUAACGAUGCGGCAGCGUCGAUGGGGAAUGGUCAGGGCUGCUCUCAGUACCACGAUGGCGGUGGGUACUAUCCCUCUCAGCUGCCUUGCAUAUCCAAUAGCUAUGGUGAGAGCGAGGUCACUUCAGGAGAAGGCGCUGAAAGUCGGAAGACCGAUUUGGUGACUCUCUCGCUUCUGCCCGACACGCCCUACUUGGAGCAAACGAGUUCGGAAGUCUCGAUGCCGAAGUCCAAUUUGCCCUUCCUGCGCUUAGCGAUUAAUAUCGAGUCAGGAAAUUGGGACACCGAUGCUCAAAACGAGGGCCGCGACGAGCUUCACAAGCUUACGUUGUUUAGGUCUGGAGGCGGUGCCGAGGAGGAGGAGGCCAAGCAAAUGAGUUCUGUCGAGGAGGAACGAGAGUGCUCGCGGGGCCGGGGGAGUCAUGCGCCGGAGGUGCAUUCGCAUCCCGCCGAGGGACGUCCUUUGCUGGAGACUCUCGAGAGAGGGCCCAGCACUUCUUCUUCAACCCAGCGGGAUAUGGAGGAAAAACUCGAUGUCGCGAGAGAAUGCAACGAUGCCCAGUCGCUGGAACAAGUUUACGCAGGAUCUUCCGAUCCAGUGAUGCUCUCGGACGCGGAAGGAAGGUAUUUGUGGGCCAAUCAAGCCUUCAGGAGGUUGAGUGCCGAAAGGAGCCGAGAGGUCGCUGGGCCUUACAUCGAUCCUCUCGGUAUUCGCACUGAGCUCUCGAGCAUGAUGUUCCAAGUCCCUCAAGGGCCUCCUGUGAGGGCCGUCCUGUGGGGUUUCCUGAAAAAAUUCAUCACGAGAGGCGGUGCGCAUCUCGCCGAAGAGAACGAUACGGAGUAUAGGAAUGGGAUGUCAGAGCGCAUCUGCCAUCCGAGCAUGCGCGAAGAAGCCGGCGACGGCGUGCCAGCCAACCACCACACGGUCAUUGCACCGCAGCCCAUUCGGCCUGUGGGCUCAACUUUGACUGUUCUCAAUAUAACGAGAAUCAGCGCUGCUGCUAUUCCUCUGGUAGAGAACUUGGAAUAUGUAAAAGAGCAAUUGGAAUCCAUAUCUAUGCCGGCCAUCAUAACUGAUUACAGAGAUCGGGUGAGAUACAUGAAUGCAGCGUACAAGCAAAUGGUCGGUCAACCGGAGUGCCCGUGGCUAUCCACGCUGAAGAAGACUCCCAGGGAGAAUGCCCAACAAAAUCGGCUGACGGGGGAAGUUGUGUUAAGCUGUAAGGAAAACUUGGGACAACUUUCUGCCGCAUUUUCUUGUAGGGUUCUUGGUGAGUGGAACUGCAAGGGCGAACGUGAACCAGUGAGGAUGAAUCUCCCGACUGAGGUGAAUCGUCUUGAGCACGAUAGGGCAGGUCCAAUGUAUGUUUGGAAGCUAGACGUAGCCAAUGGUUCCAGGCUGCCGAGUGGAGUUUUGAGACAAGACUGCUCGCAAGGGACUAAGAUGAUACUGGAUUGAAGCUGACUGGUGGUAGAUUCAGUGUAUUUUUUUAUUUUUUGUGUAGAAGUGUCUUGUAUCCCUUCCCACCCUCCCCCUGAAUAUUUGACGGUCGAGCCUCGGGCUGUCGAUGUAAAGUUGAUCCUAGGUGAUAACUGGAGAGACAAUUCACGUGGUCGUUGCUGCCACUUUGUACAGUGCCGGAACGUAGUAAUUGCUAAACUGUAAGUUCAUUCCAGCAACAGAGCAGAUCACCAACUGGCUGAUCAUGUUUUCCAAGC
Marchantia polymorpha subsp. ruderalis is the source of this 3388-nucleotide messenger RNA. NCBI's taxonomy places the organism in Eukaryota, Viridiplantae, Streptophyta, Marchantiopsida, Marchantiales, Marchantiaceae. The record is from the annotation of a GenBank genome assembly.